Messenger RNA from Aspergillus tanneri, 432 nucleotides. RefSeq lists its product as uncharacterized. Bases 1 to 432 code for a protein of 143 amino acids. NCBI's taxonomy places the organism in Eukaryota, Fungi, Ascomycota, Eurotiomycetes, Eurotiales, Aspergillaceae. The transcript is spliced from 3 exons. The record is from RefSeq and is a predicted model, not a curated record.
AUGGCCCUACAACAACCACCGCAAUCCGCACAAUCUCGCUGGGUCUUCCUCGCCGUCACGAGCGGCGCAUUCGCUGCUCUCAACGGCCUCUUCGCAAAGCUAACAACAGAUGAACACACCUCCGCCUUUACGAAAUCCCUCCUCCAAUUCUUCAACGCCACUCACAACCACCCUAUACUAGAAUUAUCCGUGAGAGUCGUCUGUCUCGGACUCAAUGUACUCUGCAACAUCAUCAUGUGGGCAUUGUUCACGCGCGCGCUGACAGCGUCCCCAUCGACGGUUAAAGUAUCGAUUACCAACACGGCGGCAAACUUCUUGGUCACAGCUGUGCUGGGAAUGGUUGUGUUUCGUGAGAAGGUGGGUGGUCUGUGGUGGUUAGGAGCGGGGAUGAUGGGUGGUGGGUGUAUUCUGGUAGGAAUGAGGGAUAAUUGA